CUGGGCAGUGGGUUUUCAUGCUGACCUUCUGCAUGAUGUAUGGAGUCCAACCUCGUAGGAACUUUGAUCAUACUAUUGCAGAACCAGAAGUUCAUCAGGCUGAUACAGAACUCUUUGUGGAUAUCGGUGACUCGGCUACUCUACAGUGCUGUGUUUAUGGGACAGAUAUUGGGGUAGUUAUUUGGUAUAAACAACCAAACAGAAAACAGCCUCGGAUUAUGUGCAGAACCUAUAAAACUGAUAAAGAAACUUUUUUUCAUGAAUUUCAAAAUCCUCGAUUUCAAGCAGAAAGAUCUUCAAACUGCUCCAAUAUGAUCAUUUCUAACAUUAUACAGUCUGAUGAAGCCGUGUACUACUGCUCAAUCGUCUCACCAUACAGUGUGUUUGGAAAUGGGACUUAUUUAAAAAUUAAAGGUAAGAAAGAUACUAUAUCAUCCGGAACAUCUAAACCAGGUCUGUGUGAUGAUUCAGUGCAUGGUGACUGCACUAAAAACACAACACAAGAGAAAGCAGUGCUCGGUUUGGGAUCGGCUUUGGGUUUGUGCGUGCUGAUGAUCUUCUGUCUCAUUUAUUUCCUACUGAGGAGGAGAAAAUGUGAUCAGAUGAACGCUUCCAUAGAAGAUUCUCCAGGAAUGAGGCAGGAAGCUGAAGAUGAAAGUCUCAAUUAUGCAGCUUUGAAAUUCUCCAAAAGAAAAGAGAAAGUUGAAAAUAGCAGAAUGGUCUCGACAGUUCAGUGUGUGUACUCCAGUGUGAAACACGAUUGUAAUAUGUAAGAUGAAGGCUCCAGAGCACAUGGUGUUACAAGCUACA
Messenger RNA from Silurus meridionalis, 810 nucleotides. RefSeq lists its product as uncharacterized. The record is from RefSeq and is a predicted model, not a curated record. Gene Ontology annotation, biological process: response to bacterium. Bases 18 to 773 code for a protein of 251 amino acids. NCBI's taxonomy places the organism in Eukaryota, Metazoa, Chordata, Actinopteri, Siluriformes, Siluridae. The transcript is spliced from 6 exons.